AUUUCUUCCACCUCAGGAUUUUCAAAGAUUCCAUUAAAAAAAAUCCAAUUUUUUUUUUUUUACUCUGACUUCCUUUUCCUCUGUUUCAUAUUAGCCCAAAGCAAAGCUGAGUUGCAUUGCAUUGCAUGUUCAAUGGCUCAAAUUCAGUUACUGUCCCCUGGGUUCUCUGAAGCUCUCAAAUUCCAAAACCCAUUACCAAAUGGGUGCUCAAGAAGCCCAUGGCGCACGUUAGUUAAGACCAGCAGCAGUCUAUCUUUGAUGGGUCAUGGCGGGAGGAGGCGAAGAGGCUUUGGCAGGGUCAGAGUGGCAACCGAGGGCUCACCUUCAACUGACGCAGUGGCUGAUGACUAUUACUCGGUCUUGGGAUUGCUUCCAGAUGCCACACCUGCACAAAUAAAAAAGGCCUAUUAUAAUUGUAUGAAAGCUUGCCAUCCGGAUUUGAGUGGUGAUGAUCCAGAGACCACAAAUUUCUGCAUGUUCAUUAAUGAGGUCUACGAGGUGCUCAGUGACCCCGUGCAACGAAUGGUUUACGACGAAAUUCAUGGUUAUGCAUUGACGGCAGUCAAUCCCUUCCUGGAUGACUCAACAACAAGGGAUCAUGCAUUUGUUGAUGAGUUCAGCUGCAUAGGCUGCAAAAAUUGUGCCAAUGUGGCCCCGGAUGUCUUUGGAAUCGAAGAAGACUUCGGAAGAGCCAGAGUAUACAGUCAGUGUGGGAACCCAGACCUAGUUCAACAAGCAAUUGAUAGUUGUUCCAAUGCUGAAAAGUGUUCUCGCAAGUCUUCAUAA
Molecule: messenger RNA, 786 nt
Organism: Prunus avium (sweet cherry)
Lineage: Eukaryota; Viridiplantae; Streptophyta; Magnoliopsida; Rosales; Rosaceae
Source: RefSeq, a predicted model, not a curated record